AUGGAUAUCACACCAAAGCAGCUACACUAUUUCAAACGAGAGCUGAUUACUGAGCAGUUGAUUCACGAGAUCAACACACUGAUCAAGAGUCCUGAUAUUGCGUCUAUCAUUGAUAAGGAGGACAGCGAGGCAUCGCCGUUUCUUCGCUACAUCUUUCAGAACAUGAUUAUUGAGUUUCCAUUGCUCAAACACACCUGCGGCGAGGAUUUCUGGCCCAAGUGCAAGGUGUUCCUGAACGAAUUCAACAAGGUGAAUCUGGAUUCCUACUAUACGCCUCGCAGCAGCGACUCCACCAAGCAACGAAAGAUGAUCCAGCACAAGAUCCAGAAAUCGCUGGUGUUUGCAUUCUGCGCCAGUAUCAAGACAUUGCAGGGCCAAGAAGAGAGCAUUCGUGUCAACCCGCAGGAGACAUCCGCAACUACCACAGCGCCAUUAUCGCCCGUAUCAGCAGCUGCUGCAGCUGCUGCCGCAGAGCAGAACGACAUGUUUCGAGUGAAUAUCGUUACAGUACGUCAAAUCAAGGAGAAGAAGACAUUGCGAGAAGUUUCACAUGCCGAAUUCUUGAUCGAAACCUGGUUUCCACAUCAAACGGAACCUAUUUACGUGGGUCGCCGCCAUGGAGAAUUUAGGCGUCUUCGAGAUCAGCUCAAGCAUCACUUCAAGAACAUGGAUAUACCUCCUGCUCCAUCCAAAUCAACAAACACAGCACAUCAGCAAGGCUUUCGUGAGAAUGAUAGACUCCUAUUGCGUGCCUUUCUGUACCAUUUGACGGGCGAUCCUUGUAGCACCUCCAUGCCUUCCAAGCACCAACAGCAGAUCCAGAAGAGUCACAUACUCCGCAAGUUCUUAACAGACUCACCCAUCCUAUUCACUGUGGAGGAAGAGAAGGAUACACUAUUGAGAGAGGCAGCUGACAAGCGCCGUCUCGAUGAGCAGCAACAGUUUCAAAAGGAAUUGGACAAACGAGUGCUAGAACUGAAUGAAACGUUGGAAGAUCUAAAGAAGGAUAUACUGCAGCCGGGCGGUUUAACUGGUGUAUUUGACAUAAUCAAAAAGACGCCGCAAAUGAAAGAUCUGCCAGAGUCUCUCAAGAAAGCAUUUGAAUGGGGCCGCAUUAACUUUGCAUUUGCUUUGCAUCGGCAGUUCUUAACAUCAGAUACAGCUACUGAGAAUCUGAACAACCUGCGCCGAACGCAUGGUCUCAUGCCCUAUCGCACAAUGUCUGUUAUUCUUCGAUUUUCCAAUCCCAUGUCCAUGGUGAAGAGCAUCAUGGAUCUGUUCUUGGCUCAGCCGUUUGGCGGAAGAAGUUUGUUUCAGAGGAUUAUCAUCUCCAAUAUGAACGAAGAGUCAAAAGUUUUUGAAAAGGAUAUCAAAAUUUUGGAAGAAAAGAUUCAAGACAAGGUGCUAUGUCAGAAAGUGUAUAAUGCUGUUAGAACACCGUUGCCCGAAAACUCCAACUUUAGAGAUUACGAUACGCGAACCAUGGAGAUAUUGGCGUUGCUUGGCAACGAUGAAAUCAAGCCAUUACUGUCUGCAGAGCAAAUUACAAUGCUUGCUACAUUUGACCAAACACACGAGACCAAAAAGCUAGUCAAGCAUAUUGCUCAAUUGUGGGAACUGUACGCACGUCAGUAUGAGCAAGAACUUAUGAUGAAUUUGGUAUUCCAAGGUGUCACUGGUGAACUAUUAAAAGAAUUUAUAUCCGUCUUUUAUCAACCCUUGGCACAAGUAUACAAGGCUGCUGAUAUCAGUACUACCAUACGUCACGUUGCCUCUUUCUUGGAUGAUUUACUGCAAGUCAUUGACGAGUUGCCAGCAGAUCUGGGUGUUACUGAUACUAUCCAGCUAUUUAUUGAUCUUGUGCAACGCCAUGAACAACAUUUCUACGAAUUUGUCCAUAAUGUGCAUAGUCAAGAGGCAUCGAAAGUAUUUGACGAAUUGGUUCAAUACCUGGAUAAACUAUUUACGUUUGUGGCGCAAGGCAUUCCUGGCAAAAUCGACAUUUGGCACAGCGUGGAAAAGGCGGUUAGCAAGGAGGAACUGCCGACCUUAGAACAAGAAAUUGACGCUAUCUGUCAAUAUCGAUAUCAGCAAAAGAUGUAUCAUUUUGAAAGACAACGCAGAAAGUUGAUGAUUCAUCACCAUGGCAGCGGCAUCCAUACUGGCACCAUCGAAGGAUUGGCUAAAAUCGCAGCUGAUGCAGACCAAGAACGUCAAAAUGACAUAUUCCAGUAUAUUUCCCAGCGAAAAGAACUCGUGGGCGUCAUGGGUGAUUUUGAAGAAUUCCAAUACGAGGACGAUGCUCUCCACUGUUCAAGCAUCAGCAGUAGUAGCGAUGACGAUGAUAUAGACGAUGGCCAAUCGAGUGGUUCUUCGCUAGCAUCAAGAAGAAGUAGCAAGAGCAGCUCAAGUCAAAUAUCCCAUGUUGGCAUUGAAAAGCCAGUGUUGAAACUGAUACCCAGAAUUGUACCUUACUUUGUACAAGACGUAGUAGAAAUGAUGAGGAAGAGCAACCAAAAUAUUAACUGUAUCUAA
Messenger RNA from Mucor velutinosus, 2535 nucleotides. RefSeq lists its product as uncharacterized. Gene Ontology annotation, molecular function: phosphatidylinositol binding. Lineage: Eukaryota; Fungi; Mucoromycota; Mucoromycetes; Mucorales; Mucoraceae. The record is from RefSeq and is a predicted model, not a curated record. The transcript has 4 exons. Bases 1 to 2535 code for a protein of 844 amino acids.